ACCCGAUCGAAAAUGGACCUGAGCCUCUGCCUCUCAAACUCUUGGUCCAAAUCCAAACUCCUAAUCCGAUCCCUAAUCCCUCAGUGACUCAGUCCAUCUCUCGACCAUUCCCUCAGUCUCUCUCUCUCUCUCAAACUCGAGCCUCAGUUCGAAGAAUCGAAUCCCUCGACCCAUUCGAUUUCAUUUCACAUCAAAGCGAUUCGAUUCACAUCAGUCGAUCAAUUGUUGCAGUACUGCUGGUGUUCCAAUCUCGAGUUGUCAACAAUUCAAGAAAUCUUACAAUCAAGGCUUAGAAGUCAGCACUGGAGCAACGUAGGAGUACUGUAGUUGGUCGGUUUGGACCAAUAGGUCAGUUUCAAAGUGAUAUAUAUUUGUAAAGUUAGAUGAUGAAAAUGUUAUAUAUUAUAUAUAUGUUUGAUGUUUGUAUUAAUAUCACAAUGUUUGAUGUUUGUUUCUUUUUUCUGCAAUUAUUAAAAUGUUUGAUGCUUGUCUGUUUUGUUUGAUUCUUUUUUCAAGUUUAUUUGGAUCAUAAUGUUGUUUAUUUGUUUCUUUUUUCCUGCAACUAUUAAUAUCUGACAAUGUUCUAUGUUUGUAUGCUAUGUUUGUUUCUUUUUUCUGCAAUUAUUAAAAUGUUUGAUGUUUUUUUGUUUUGUUUGAUUCUUUUUUCUGCUGCUAUAAAUAAUGUUUGGAUGUUCCACUUGUUUCUUUUUUCUGUAGCUAUGGGUACUCAAAGUGGUAAUUUGAGUCAGACUAGUAGCUCAAGCCCUUCGAUUAGUUCUGGCAUACAUAUGACGGGUACUGCAGCUUUGGAUCAUUCCCCUUUAGGACAAGCACCUUUAGGACAACCACCACCUUUAGGACAAACACUCCCACCUUUAGGACAAACUUCAGGUUCAGCUGCUGAAUCUGAUCCUACCAACUCCCAAUCCCAGGGAGCAGCUACUGCUGGGCAGAAAAGAAAAGAUCCUGCAAACAAAAGCCCUCUUUGGGCACAUUUUACUAGAUGUAAACUCCCGAACUCAGACCUAAUAGAUAGUUGUUGGUGUACUUGCAAUUCUUGCAAUGAGAGAGUGUUAUGUGAUACUAAAAAGAAUGGCACAAGCUCGAUGUGGGCACAUACUAGGAAAUGUGCUACUCAUCCAUUACAUGCAGAACCUGAUCCUAAGCAGGCUAAGUUGAAUAGAGAUAAUGUGAGUGGAGGAGCCUCAUACCAUAAGUAUAACAAAAAGAGGUGUGAUGAUAGGUGCAUCGAUAUGAUUAUCAAGGAUGAGCUCCCUUUUAGGCACGUGGAGAAGGAGGGAUUCAAAGCUUUCUGCAAAGAGUUAGAACCUCAAUGGCCUGGAAUGGACAGAAAGCAGGCUGCCAAGGGUGUGCUAGAUAAGUACAAUUUUGAGAAGGCUGUUUUGUUGAGUCAAUUGAAGGCAAAUGAAACUCGGAUCUCAAUUACUACCGACACCUGGACAUCGAUCCAGAAUAUAAACUACCUGGUACUAACAGCCUACUUCAUGGAUAGUGACUGGAAAUUGCACAAAAGGAUCAUCAACUUUUGUACAAUUACUAGUCACAAAGGAGAGGAGAUUGGAAGGGUAGUAGAGCAGUGUUUGAGGCAAUGGGAGAUCACCAAAGUUUUUACAAUCACAGUAGACAAUGCUAGUGCUAAUGACUUAGCUGUGGCAUACAUGAAGAGAAGGUUGACCAGUUACAAGACUUUGAUGUUUGAGGGAGAGUUUUUACAUUUAAGAUGUGCAUGCCACAUUAUAAAUUUGAUAGUUAAGGAUGGUCUGAAGGAGUUACAAGAUGGGAUUGCUGCUAUAUGGAACUGUGCCAAGUAUGUUAGGAGUUCAUCAAGUCGUCUUGACAAGUUCAGGGAGUUUGCUGUUCUGGAACAGUGCAGGGCAAAUGCCAAUGUUCCAUUAGAUGUAAUCACAAGAUGGAACAGCACAUACCUCAUGCUUGAAGCUGCACUUAAGUAUGAAGCUGUGUUCGGCAGAAUGGGUGAAGAAGACUGCAAUUUUAAAGCUUAUUUCGACGAAAGGGACAGAAAUGGCAAACCCAGGGUUGGACCACCAUCUAGUGAGGAUUGGAGGAAUGCAGAAGCAUUUUGUUUGUUUUUGAAGAAGUUUUAUGAAGCUACUGUGAAGCUGAGCGCUUGGAAGAAGAUCACUGCAAAUAUAUUAUUUGUUGAAAUGGUUACAUUGCAAACUGAGAUUGACAAGGCUAUCAUUGCAGAAGACCCUAUUUUGAAGAGGGUUGCCACUUCAAUGAAGACCAAGUUCAACAAAUAUUGGGGAAGCUUCGAAUCGGUGAACAAGAUAAUCAUGAUAGCUAAUGUUCUUGACCCAAGAUACAAGCUGCAGUGGGCUAAAGUAGCAAUGCAAAAAGUCAAUGCAAGCUAUGAGACAAUUCAUUCAAUACAAGGGGACUUAAAGAAAAUUUUGCUGAAGAUGUAUGAUGAAUACAAGGCCAAUGAAGGCAGCAACGAAGCUGAACCGUACAUGGGAGAAGGUCUAGGAUUCGAAGGGGAUGACUUGGAGAAUCUUGAUGAAGUCAGCAAACAAAUAGCAAGAGAGAGGAUGGCAGAGCAGUCACAAUGCAUACGAAAUGAGGUUGAUCAGUAUUUAUCGGAUAGGUAUGUUAGCCUCCUUGCAAAGAAUUUUGAAAUUCAUAAGUGGUGGAAGGCCAAUGAGUUAACUUAUCCAAUCCUAUCAAAGUUAGCAAAGGAUGUUUUUGCUGUUCCUUGA
This is a messenger RNA of Rosa rugosa (rugosa rose), 2741 nucleotides long. Its product is annotated as zinc finger BED domain-containing protein RICESLEEPER 3-like. The record is from RefSeq and is a predicted model, not a curated record. The transcript is spliced from 2 exons. NCBI's taxonomy places the organism in Eukaryota, Viridiplantae, Streptophyta, Magnoliopsida, Rosales, Rosaceae. Bases 579 to 2741 code for a protein of 720 amino acids. Gene Ontology annotation, molecular function: DNA binding; protein dimerization activity.